Molecule: messenger RNA, 6434 nt
Organism: Gadus chalcogrammus (walleye pollock)
Lineage: Eukaryota; Metazoa; Chordata; Actinopteri; Gadiformes; Gadidae
Product: sodium bicarbonate cotransporter 3-like
Biological process (GO): bicarbonate transport; transmembrane transport; regulation of intracellular pH
Cellular component (GO): plasma membrane; apical plasma membrane; basolateral plasma membrane
Molecular function (GO): sodium:bicarbonate symporter activity; monoatomic anion transmembrane transporter activity; solute:inorganic anion antiporter activity
Source: RefSeq, a predicted model, not a curated record
AUGACUGAACUGACUUUCACCAAAGUGAUUUACUUUGAUUCUCAUUUUUAGUGGCAUAGCGCCAGCACUAAACCUCAGUAGCUAGCAUAGCGCCGCCAGCACUAAACCUCAGUAGCUAGCAUAGCGCCAGCACUAAACCUCAGUAGCUAGCAUAGCGCCAGCACUAAACCUCAGUAGCUAGCAUAGUGCCAGCACUAAACCUCAGUAGCUAGCAUAGCGGCAGCACUAAACCUCAGUAGCUGGCAUAGCGCCGCCAGAACUAAACCUCAGUAGCUAGCAUAGCGCCAGUACUAAACCUCAGUAGCUAGCAUAGCGCCAUCAGUAGCUAGCCUGCUGCUGGCAGUUACUGUGAGCCUGGGAAUGCCUUCUAGAAAUGUUAACGUGAUUAGCGCGCUAGCCUGGGUAAACCUGGGCUGAAUGGGCUGUGAUGCUGUCUGAGGGAAGGCUGUGACGCCCGUCUGCUAGGUGUGUGCGUGUAGGAAGCCACCCAACGCCGUUGCUAUUAUGCUACUUCAACGGUAUGUAAAUCUCUGCUAGCUUAGCGGCCGGCUAUGGGCUAGGUGAGCGCAGGAACACAGAGAAGCUAAUCCGUCUGACUUCACACACCGGCCGCAUUCCAAUAGAAUCCCCUCCCCUGGGCACCACAGCCCCGCAGUUCCUGACCCUGUUCAAACUUUGAACUGGCAUUAAUUACACACAGGUGGUUUGUGACGGUGAACUCUAUGUUUGGAGUGGUUCUGACAGAGCUCUGUGUUGCGGAGGGAGGAUACUGUUUUCAGACUACGGAGAUAGCCGUAGAGCUCUCUCUGCAGCAGCAGCAGUGUGAACGAGCAGGAGAUGGAUUCCUUUAAUGAGCUGAAGCCACACAGGAGCCGGUUCACUGCUGGACAGGAUCUCUUUAACGACAUAACUGCUUUAGCGCUAGCCCGACAAGCUUAACGUCAAACAUGGGGAAUGAUGAGGAGGCGCUGGUGGACCUGGGGAAGACCAGCUCCACGCUUCACACCAACUUCGAGAAGGAGGAGCUGGAGAGUCACAGGGCCGUCUAUGUGGGCGUGCACGUGCCCAUGGGUCGGCAGAGCAGGAGGAGACACCGUCACCGCGGCAACAAGCAUCACAGGAAGAGACGAGAGCGCAGCUCCGACCACGAGGACGCGGAGUCACCGAGCAACGACACGCCGUCCCAGAGGGUGCAGUUCAUCCUGGGGAUGGACGACGAUGACGAGGAGCACGUCCCCCACGACCUGUUCACCGAGCUGGACGAGCUGGCCUUCAGGGACGGCCAGGGCCAGGAGUGGAAGGAGACCGCCAGGUGGCUGAAGUUCGAGGAGGACGUUGAGGACGGGGGCGAGCGCUGGAGUACCUACGUGGCCACGCUGUCGCUGCACAGCCUGUUCGAGCUGCGCUCCUGCAUCACCAACGGCACCGUGCGGCUGGACAUGAGGGCCGGCACGCUGGAGGAGAUCGCAGACAUGGUGAUUGACAGCAUGCUAGCGUCGGGGCAGCUGGAGGCGGGGGUGGAGCACAAGGUGAAGGAGGCCAUGUUGAAGCGCCACCACCACCAGAACGAGAAGAAGCUGAGCAACCGCAUUCCCCUCGUGCGCUCCUUCGCCGACAUCGGCAAGAGGCAGUGACCCCACCUGCUGGAGCGCAACGGUCUGCUGGCGUCGCCCCAGUCGGCCCCCGGGAACCUGGACCAAAGCAAGGUCCUGGAGGGCCGCGGUACCCCAGGAGGAGGAGGAGGGAGCAGAGAGAACAGCACUGUGGACUUCAGCAAGGUCGAUAUGAACUUCAUGAAGAAGAUCCCCCCCGGGGCAGAGGCCUCCAACGUCCUGGUCGGGGAGGUGGACUUCCUGGACCGACCAAUCAUAGCCUUCGUCAGGCUGUCCCCGGCCGUCCUGCUGACCGGCCUCACAGAGGUCCCGGUCCCCACCAGGUUCCUCUUCCUGCUCCUGGGGCCGUUCGGGAAGGGCCCACAGUACCACGAGAUCGGGCGCUCCAUCGCCACGCUGAUGACAGACGAGAUCUUCCAUGACGUGGCCUACCGGGCUAAGGACCGCUCUGACCUGCUGUCGGGGGUCGAUGAGUUCCUGGACCAGGUGACGGUGCUGCCCCCCGGGGAGUGGGACCCCAGCAUCCGCAUCCAGCCCCCCAAGACCAUCCCCUCCCAGGAGAAAAGGAAGAUGCCCGCCCUGCCCAAUGGCUCCUCCCACUACUCUGACAUCAUCAAGGAGGCGGAGCAUCAGACCGGGCCCGAGCUACAGAGGACUGGGAGGUUGUUUGGCGGUCUGGUGGCGGACGUGUGUCGUAAGGCCCCCUUCCUGGUCAGCGACCUGCGCGACGCGCUCAGCCUGCAGUGCCUGGCCUCGGUCCUCUUCCUCUACUGCGCCUGCAUGUCCCCCGUCAUCACCUUUGGGGGGCUGCUGGGCGAGGCCACGCACGGGAACAUCAGUGCGAUUGAGUCUCUGUUCGGGGCGUCGCUGACGGGCGUGGCCUACUCGCUGUUCGCCGGGCAGCCCCUCACCAUCCUGGGCAGCACCGGGCCCGUCCUGGUCUUUGAGAAGAUCCUCUUCAAGUUCUGCAGUGACUACGAGCUGUGCUACCUCUCGCUGCGGACCAGCAUCGGGCUGUGGACCGCGCUGCUCUGCCUGCUGCUCGUCGCCACGGACGCCAGCUCGCUGGUGCGCUACAUCACGCGCUUCACCGAGGAGGCCUUCGCCGCGCUCAUCUGCAUCAUCUUCAUCUACGAGGCGCUGGAGAAGCUGGGGCACCUGGGGAAACUGUACCCGGUCAACACACACGCCGCCCUGGGCAACGCCACCGACGACACGUGCCGGUGUUCCGUUGAGGCCAACUCCUCCCAGCCGGCCUCCCGGGGGUGGAACAGCAGCGAGGUCCUCUCCCUGGGCGCCCUGGACGAGCAGGAGUGUUUGAGGCAGGGGGGGAGGUUCUCCUGCCGCUACGUCCCUGACGUCCUCUUCUGGUCCAUCAUCCUCUUCUUCACCACCUUCUUCCUCUCCGCUUUCCUCAAGCAGUUCAAGACCAGUCGCUACUUCCCCACCAAGGUGCGUUCAAGCAUCAGUGACUUCGCCGUGUUCCUCACCAUCCUGAUCAUGGUGCUGCUGGACUACCUGGUGGGGAUCCCCUCCCCCAAACUCAACGUCCCCGAGCGCUUCGAGCCCACCUCUAAGAGCCGGGGCUGGCUGAUCUCCCCCCUGGGUCCCAACCCCUGGUGGACGGUGCUGGCGGCCGCCGUCCCCGCGCUGCUCUGCACCAUCCUGAUCUUCAUGGACCAGCAGAUCACCGCCGUCAUCAUCAACCGCAAGGAGAACAAGCUCAAGAAGGGCUGUGGCUACCACCUGGACCUGCUGGUGGUGGCGGUGAUGCUGGGCGUGUGCUCCAUCAUGGGCCUGCCGUGGUUCGUGGCGGCCACGGUGCUCUCCAUCUCCCACGUCAACAGCCUGAAGCUGGAGUCGGAGUGCUCCGCCCCCGGGGAGCAGCCGCGCUUCCUGGGCAUCAGGGAGCAGCGCGUCACCGGCCUGCUCAUCUUCCUGCUCAUGGGCUGCUCCGUCUUCAUGACCCCCGUGCUCAGGUUCAUCCCCAUGCCGGUGCUCUACGGGGUCUUCCUGUACAUGGGGGUCUCCUCUCUGAAGGGCAUCCAGCUGUUCGACCGUAUCAAGCUGUUCGGGAUGCCCGCUAAGCACCAGCCCGACCUCAUCUACCUGCGCUACGUGCCGCUGUGGAAGGUGCACCUGUUCACCCUGGUGCAGCUCACCUGCCUCACGCUGCUGUGGAUCACCAAGGCCUCCGCCGCCGCCGUGGUCUUCCCCAUGAUGGUCUUGGCGCUGGUGUUCAUCCGGAAGCUUCUGGACUUCUGCUUCACUAAGAGAGAGCUGAGCUGGCUGGACGACCUCAUCCCCGAGAGCCGCAAGAAGAGGGAGGACGACAAGAAGAAGAGGGAGAAGGAGGAGGUGAAGAGGCUACUGCAGUCUUCUGAGGACCUGACCAAGUCCCUUAAAGGAGGCGCCGACCCCUCCGUGGUGAACAUCUCCGACGAGAUGUCCAAGACCAGCCUGUGGAAGGCCCUCUCCUCCAGGGCCGAGAGCGGCCGCGGCCCCAAGGCCAGCCCCCGCAGGCCGGAGGUCCCGCCCAGCGUCCGGGUCACCGUGGAGGAUGAGGAGCCGGUGGUGAGCUCCGAGACCUCCAUGUGACGGGGGUCCACAGACCACCUCACCGUCCACCGCAGAGAGGCCUCCGACAGUCAGAGAGAGGGAGACUGGGGGGGAGGAGGAGGAGGAGGGACUGAGGAAGAGGAAGAGGGACUGAGGAGGAGGAGGAGGGAAUGAGGAGGAGGAGGAGGGACUGAAGGUCGUGCUUCAUCCUCCGUCUGUAAACCUGCAGCCCUGAAGACAAUGUUUCUGCCGCUGUGCUGUGUGACGGACAGCUGCCCACACACUCCGAAGCCCCUCCCACCUGUAUGGUACACACACACACACACUGACCGACUGACUGACUGACUGACUGACUGACUCCUUCAUAAAGAAGUGAAGAUAUAUCUUUUUAAACCAAAGUCGUUUCACUAUUGCUGUUUUUUCUUUCCUUCAUGUUUUAAAGAAGACGUUUGUAAUGCCUCCUCAUCUCCUCUCCUAGGUUGUACUACCUAGAUGAACUCGACUAGAGAUACGAAGCUAGAUAGCUAGCGCGGUCGAGUGAUAUUAUCGUUUUAGUUACGUUCUGAAUCGCACUUACAGAUGAAUUGCCUUAUUUGUAGUUUACCAACCCAGCCUUGAAUACAUUACAAGCCUUAAUGCCUUCUGCUUGCUCUUAGCACUCAGGCACUGAACGAUUCUACGUUGAGAAUGGGUCCAUGUUUCACACGUGCACUAACGUGUUUUCAGUUUCGUAGCAGAAACAAAAAAACGUUGCCAUCAUAUGCAAAUUAAACCCUUAUUCUGAUGAGGCAUUUCAGUUAGAGAAAUGACCAUAGCAUAUCCCAGAUAAAAAUGAGAUUGAGACCACCUCGCUGUUAUUUUCAAUACAAAGGCCCCUGCCACCAAAGAAUGAAACUAUAUUUUGUUAAGAGGCAGUGAAGGGUUGAAGAAUAUUGUUGUUUGUAUUGAGUUCUCCUGAUAUCGAUGACCGUGAGGCUGUUCCCUCUGAGACCUACACACCUGUAGAUGGUACUGAAUGCUUUACGCCAAGUAAAGCAUUGGUGGCUCAUUUGACAAUUCUAUAAUAAUUACGUAAUAAUUUGAUAAUUAUUCAUGUUUGUUUUGCAGUUUUCCUAAUGAUUAUACAGUGUAUUCCUAUCGUUCCUUGUUUUGUUAAAGUCUUAAUUUAUGAAGAGAGGUCUUCUCGUUUAUUUGCUGUUGCAAGGGUUAGAAUUUGCGUCUGCAGUACAGUAGGAUUAUUCUGAAACAUUCUCUAUUGAUGUUGUCUAUGAAGGUGUUUCCUUUGAUUUUUUUUCAACUUUUAUAACUAAAUGUAUUGUGGUCUAACCAGGACCACGGGACGGUCCUAGUCCUCAGACUGAAUGAGACUACUGAAAGAUGGAAGACCUCUCUACACUGUCGGCAGAAUGACUUGACCUUUCCUCUCAGUAAGGUGUUAUUUAUGAAUUUGAACAAAAGUGAUGACUGCGGUUCAGAAAAUGUGAUUGUACAAAUGAAGAAUGGCCAGGCAUUUCUGGAAGGAGGUCAUUAGAAACGAAAAAAAGGAUUCUCGGAUCAUUCUAAACCUUCAACCGUUUUGUCACGUUUAAACCCAAUGAAAACAUGCCGGUUGGUUCAUCUACCAUAUUUACAGGUUUUUUUUUCCUUUUAUUCCAGCAGCAUUGACGUCAUUACGACACUGCUUUAUAGACAUCUGUACAGCCCUAAACACGUUAGUCACAUCAAACAAUAUCGUCAAAUUAAAUCAUAUUUUAUCAUAAAUAUAUUCGGUAGCUCCUAUGUCAAAUAAUAACUUUCCUGAUAAUUUACAAAUUCCAGAUAGCUUUCCCUUUUUGACAAUAACGGAAUACUUUCCAAUCGAGCUGAGUUGCUGUUUUAAUCUUCAGGUACUUUAGUGGGGUUCCCGACAGACUGUGACCAAAGAGAAGCGCUGGUGUCCUUUCUGUCUGCGGUGGCCCGAGUCCCCCACUAGAGGGAGCUCUGCACUCCCCCCAAAGAGCACGACAACUUCUGUCAACGUGUUAGAUUUGACUCAAUAUGCAGAUGACCAAUGGAGACACCCGGUUUGUAUUAACCUGGCUUUACACCAAUCACCUCAAUGACAUUCAUGAAGAAUUUUGAAGUCGUACUGAAUUUGUACUAUUUGUAGAACUUGUAAAAUGAUGCAAGGAGAGAUGUUUGUAUUCAAUCUUGUUUUUAUAAUAUAAAUUCUUUAAUGAUACAAUAAAGAUUAUAUUGUUAGAAAUUGUCUGUGUGAUUGGU